CGGAAAAGAAAUUGCGUUCAAGGCAAGGCAAUAGCAGUUUAUGUAGCAAUCUACCGUGCCUCUUCCCGUUUUCUUUGGGCCGUGUGACGUUGCAAAUAAGGGCCCUUAUAACAACCAGCCUCAUUGAGAGCCACUAAGCACUACCAAGUAAUAAAGCUUCAGCCCCAACUAUAAUAAUAGUGCGCCGGACGACCCACCAAACCAGUCGCCCACACGAUGGAAGUGGACAAAGACGACAAAGACGACCUAGGGGUGGCGGGUAGCGGGCUCCUAGGGGCGGCUGGGUCCGAUGACGUGGGCGUAACAGAAGGCUCGGCCGCCCUCGGUGGGCCGCUCCAAGACGAGAAAGACACCCAAAGCAGCGAGUUCGUGCUCCGAUCCGAUAGUGUGCGGUCCUACGCUGAAAGCAUCGGAUUGAGCACCAAUCAGAUCGGCGAAGAGGCCGUCAAGGAUCUGACCCACGAUCUCACUUUCCGUCUGAGGCAAAUCCUGCAGGAUGCCAGCCGAAUCAUGUUCCAUGGUAAACGUGAAUACCUCAUGGCCAAAGAUAUCGACAUGGCUUUGAAGGCCUCGGGUCUGGAACCACUUUAUGGUUCAGUGGCCGGAGAACACAUUCCAUUCCGAUUUGCUUCCGGAGGCGGGCGAGAAUUGCAUUUUGGCGACGACAAGGAAAUCGAACUAACCGAUUUGAGCGCCGCACCCAUCCCCAAAGUGCCCAUGGGCGUGAGUUUACGGGCCCAUUGGUUGGCCAUUGAAGGUGUGCAACCGGCCAUUCCGGAUAAUCCUCCGGCUCAAUCCAAAGACCAACUUCAACAAGAAUCAUCGAAUCCUUUGACCAAGCUCAACAAUCCGGACGCGAAAGAAAACAAGCUCUCCCAAGUCCUUCAAUCCAAACCUACCAAGCUCAAGAACAUGGAGACCGUCAAUGUGAAGCAAUUGGCUACUCACGAAUUGAGUGUGGAACAACAGUUAUACUAUAAAGAAAUCACCGAAGCCUGCGUAGGGUCGGAUGAAGGUCGCCGAGCUGAGGCUCUUCAAAGUCUGGCUUGCGAUCCAGGAUUGCAUCAAAUGUUGCCCCGACUCUGCACCUUCAUUGCCGAAGGCGUUCGAGUCAAUGUGGUCCAACACAAUCUGGCCAUUCUCAUCUAUUUAAUGCGCAUGGUGAAGUCUUUAUUGGAGAAUCAAACCCUUUUCCUCGAGAAAUACCUCCACGAACUCAUACCGGCCGUUAUAACUUGCAUUGUUUCUCGGCAGCUUUGCACCAGACCAGAUGUGGACAAUCAUUGGGCGCUGAGGGAUUUCGCCUCUCGGCUGAUGGCCAACAUUUGCAAAAACUUCAAUACCUCCACGAAUAGUGUUCAAAUCCGUAUUACAAGAAUGUUCAGCGAAGCCAUGAAGAACGUGAAGUCCCCAUUGGUGGCCCAUUAUGGCGCCAUUGCUGGACUUCAAGAGCUCGGACCUGAGGUCAUCAAAGUGUUCAUCGUGCCUCAUAUCAAGUACAUCGCCGACAGAGUGGAUCAGGCCAACGAUCCCAAUAUCAUGGCCAGUUCGAUGGGUAACAUCGACAAGAUUGCCGCCACGCACAUUCGAAAUCUCAUCAUCAAGAGUGUCAGUCCAGUCUUGAAAGGCAUUCGACCACCCCCUGAUAUUCUCGAAGAGUAUAAAGCAGAAUAUGGAUCGUUCGGUCCGUUAUUGCAUGCGGCGGUCACACGAUUACGUCAAAGUAGCAAAACCUCGUCCAGCUCCUCUGGAUCAGCAUCGGGUUCAUCAUCGGGUGGGGUGGGUGGAAACGUACCCUCGGCCCGUUCUGUGAUGCCAGGUUCGAAUCCCGUCAUGGGACAACCAGGCAAUCAGCAACCUCGCAUCUAUGUGAUGAGUACAAAUGCCACCUCGGGCGUCCAGAAUACACCAGUCCAAAUGGUUAUGAGUCCAACCGUGGGUACGCCUUCGCCCACAAAUGCCAGCGGACAGCCGAGAAUGAUGAUCCAAACGCCAGGGGGCGGAGUUCAAGGCGUUUUCAUCCAACCCCAAAAUCCUCAAUAGAAUUUCUGUUUGGGAUCCGACGAAUCCAAAUAUUUACAAGCUACCUUCUCGUGUCUGUAUAAUAUAUGCGAAAUCCUGUUAUCAAUCAUAUUGCGAAAUGAACCCCAAACUACGAACA
This is a messenger RNA of Tigriopus californicus, 2161 nucleotides long. Its product is annotated as transcription initiation factor TFIID subunit 6-like. The record is from RefSeq and is a predicted model, not a curated record. Gene Ontology annotation, cellular component: SAGA complex; transcription factor TFIID complex; SLIK (SAGA-like) complex. Gene Ontology annotation, molecular function: RNA polymerase II general transcription initiation factor activity; protein heterodimerization activity; transcription coactivator activity. The transcript has 9 exons. Lineage: Eukaryota; Metazoa; Arthropoda; Copepoda; Harpacticoida; Harpacticidae. The coding region runs from base 217 to 2043 and encodes 608 amino acids. Gene Ontology annotation, biological process: transcription initiation at RNA polymerase II promoter; RNA polymerase II preinitiation complex assembly.